This is a messenger RNA of Lagenorhynchus albirostris (white-beaked dolphin), 568 nucleotides long. RefSeq names its product myosin light chain 10 (gene MYL10). The record is from RefSeq and is a predicted model, not a curated record. Gene Ontology annotation, molecular function: calcium ion binding. Lineage: Eukaryota; Metazoa; Chordata; Mammalia; Artiodactyla; Delphinidae. The transcript has 7 exons. Gene Ontology annotation, cellular component: cytoplasm; mitochondrion. Bases 101 to 544 code for a protein of 147 amino acids.
UAGAAAGGAGCCCUCAUCCUGGCACCACUACUUAUCAGCCUGGGCACCCAGGAGAGCCCGGAAAAGAGCAGAAGGCGGAGCCAGCUCCAACGUCUUCUCCAUGUUCGAUCAGUCCCAGAUCCAGGAGUUUAAAGAGGCUUUCACCAUCAUGGACCAGAACCGGGAUGGCUUCAUCGACAAGGAGGACCUGAGGGACACCUUUGCUGCCCUGGGCCGCAUCAACGUAAAGAACGAGGAGCUGGAGGCCAUGGUGAAGGAGGCCCCCGGGCCCAUCAACUUCACCGUCUUCCUGACCAUGUUUGGGGAGAAGCUGAAGGGUACGGACCCGGAGGAGACCAUUCUCCACGCCUUCAAUGUGUUCGACACUGAAGGGAAAGGUUUCGUCAAGGCUGAUUUCAUCAAAGAGAAGCUCAUGACGCAGGCAGACCGCUUCAGUGAGGACGAGAUCAAGCAGAUGUUUGCUGCCUUCCCGCCAGAUGUGUGUGGCAAUCUGGACUAUAGGAACCUGUGUUACGUCAUCACGCAUGGCGAAGAGAAGGACUAAAAGGGGACCGCCGACGGCCCCCCC